Molecule: messenger RNA, 1350 nt
Organism: Fusarium coffeatum
Lineage: Eukaryota; Fungi; Ascomycota; Sordariomycetes; Hypocreales; Nectriaceae
Exons: 1
Coding region: 1-1350 (449 amino acids)
Source: RefSeq, a predicted model, not a curated record
AUGACAACAAAGGCAGCAAAUACUGCCCCUGUUUCUACAAAUUCCACAGAUGCAGGCUCACCGAGUCGGCUUCCUAUAAAGCCUCUGGCCAGAAGCGCAACAACGUCAAGCACUACAACAAGAACAUUAAGGAAUGGCGCAUCAGGCCUUUCGAGGACGACUUCUGUCAAACAACCUACUAAGCCGGCACCGUCAGAACCUACGAAGAGAGAAACUAGGUAUCCUCCUUCAACGACAACUACGAGAACUCGACCAGCGGUGAGGCCGACCUCGGCAGAUGGCCCAACUCAAGCUACCAGGAAGGCUCCAGCCCCGUCGCAUACGCGUGCUAAGAGUACCGCGACCGGAUUGAAGAAUGCACCGGUAUUGAGACCGUCUUCAUCGACCUCGUCGGCCAGCAGUACUACCACCACCUCGACCACCACCACUACUAAGCCGACUCGCACCCUACGCUCCUCGACAACAUCUGCCGUAGACAAGUCUUCUGGUGCUGCACCUCGUCUCCGACCAGCCUUUUCCACUCUUCAGCAGCACUACUCGCCUGCCAAGUCUUCUGCGCCGAAGCCCCUGACCUCGACGUUCCUUGCACCACCCUCGCCGUCAAAGCUUCCUGCCAAUGUCGCUGCAUCUGCUGAAACAAGCAAGUUGCAAACCGAACUACUACAACUGCACCUCUUGCACCGAGAUGCACCCACCGUCGAUAGUGCAUGGAGGGCUAGCGCCGAGCGCAAGCUGGGAGACCAAUUCUCGAGCCUUGCUGCUGCGAGCAAACAAGUUGACGACCAGGAGAGGGCCGAGGUUGAGAAGGAGAACGUCCUAGCACUUCGCCAAUGGGCUGUUGGAGGACGUCUUGAAGAGCGCAUCCAGGUAUUAGAUUCAGUCAUGAGCGGUCUCUGGGCGCUGGAGGAUCCUGGUGGCCGCUAUGCCAGGGUUGUAAGGCGCUUUGAGCGGUGGGUCGAACGCAUGUGUGAGAUUGAAGAGGCACGUUGCGAGGGUGGUGCGCUGCUGCAGGAAAGUGAUGUGCUAUUCAUCGGUGAACUCGAUUGUGCGUGGAAGGAUGAAUGUACCGGCUUGGUCCGACGGCUAGACACACUGAAGCGACAAAUCAGUCAAUUGGGAGACUUUCCAAAUGAAAAUGAAGGGGCGAAUGAUGACAAGGAGCAGUCGAGUCUGCAACGCAUGGUGGAGGGGUCCCGAGAACUUGUCGAUGGGAUGCUGACGGAAUUAAAUGUUAUGGAGGAUAUUGAGCGCGAUGCCCUUGCGCGUGAAGGCGAAUGGAUUGAGAGGAUGAAUCGAGAUGACGACGCGGACGAUACCCCAAGAGCUGGAGCAGUUUGGAGAGUUGUGUAA